Messenger RNA from Hordeum vulgare subsp. vulgare (domesticated barley), 945 nucleotides. RefSeq lists its product as uncharacterized. The record is from RefSeq and is a predicted model, not a curated record. Gene Ontology annotation, molecular function: nucleotide binding. The transcript has 4 exons. The coding region runs from base 288 to 728 and encodes 146 amino acids. Gene Ontology annotation, cellular component: RNA polymerase III complex. Lineage: Eukaryota; Viridiplantae; Streptophyta; Magnoliopsida; Poales; Poaceae. Gene Ontology annotation, biological process: transcription initiation at RNA polymerase III promoter.
CGGCCCAGAUGGCCAGGUAAUUGCUAACCUAGUCCAGCCCUCUUUCGUUCGCACAACCCGGCGCCACCCUUCAGCUCCGGCUCGCAAUACACUGCCGCCGCCGCCGCCGCCGCCGCCGCUCCCGCUCCCGCAUCUCCAAUCCUCGCUCGGUGCAUAAUCAGGUCGCCGCUCCCCCUGAUUACACAGAACGAGACACUCGUCGGUCGAAUUCGCGCCGCCCCGGUCCAGUCCAGCCCAAAUACUGCGUCGAUCUAUCUACUUUGCUCCCGUGCACGGCAGCGGCAACGAUGAAGAUAGAGAAAGCAAAUGCAGGACAUCUCACCAACUUCGAAGUUCUCGACUUCUUACGGACUAGAGGUGCAAAAAUUGAUCCCAUGGGAUGUUUGGGGGCUGUUGCUGCAUCAGAGUGUAAGGUAUAUGAGUACCUCCUAAAAACUCCUGCUUGCAACCAGACAAGGGAAUCAGUUACUGAAUUUGCAAACAGAUGUGAGGGCUUCAAGCUUACUGACGCUGACAAGCAAAACAUUAUCAAUUGGAGGCCAGCCUCAGCAGCUGAUGUUUAUGCGAUGGUAGAGGAGUGUGGGAAAAGAUUUUGCAAGGAUGAGCGAGGAAUGCCGCAGGAUGAAGAGGACCGUGCCAAUGAGCUUGUGGCUCUUGUAGACGAGGUUUUCCCAGCACCACCUGCUAACCCAGAGGAUGAAGUAGAUGUGGAUAUGAAGGACGUCUGAAAGGGUUUGAUUCUGGGUGAAGAAUACAGAUUGUCGGAUUGGCCUGUAAUUUAUCUGCAUGCAUGUUCUGGCAUAACAGCUCUCUGUGGAUUGUGGCAUAAGGCCAUCUUGUUUGAGACAUCACAGUUUGACCUAUGAGCUUCAAUGGCAGUUGAGACUCUUUUCGUCCUUGUUGUAAAUGAAAAUGAAUUGAAGAACUCUGGCAUUUUCAUUGCUA